Messenger RNA from Lathyrus oleraceus (garden pea), 750 nucleotides. RefSeq lists its product as uncharacterized. NCBI's taxonomy places the organism in Eukaryota, Viridiplantae, Streptophyta, Magnoliopsida, Fabales, Fabaceae. Bases 1 to 750 code for a protein of 249 amino acids. The record is from RefSeq and is a predicted model, not a curated record. The transcript has a single exon.
AUGGGUCAAUUCAUAGAGAUACUACAAGUCAUUAAGGCCAAGUUGGAAACUCAAACAACAAUCGUUUUAGAAGUCACUGGUCCUACGGUUGAACCCCAACCUGCAAGAACAAUGCCUACUACUUGGCUAAUAUUUGGUUUACCUCCCAGCUUUACACCUCUAGUUGAAGGAUCCCCUAGCAUAGUACAAUCUACUCAGCAGACAGUUCCUCUACCAACUACCAAUGAAGCUCAUCCCGUGGUUCACACAUUUGCACCACCUUAUGUCCAUGCACGUGUGCAACCUUAUUUCGAAGAUCAACAACAUGCUCCUGAUUUUUCUGAUGAAGAUGAUGAAAUGCAUGAAGACAUAAGAGGAAUGAAAGAGAAUUUCCAGAUUCUUGAGAAAAGGUUAAGGGCUAUGAAAGGUGAUCAAGUGUUUGGUGUUGCUGCUAAGGAGAUGUGCUUAGUGUUUGGCCUUGUGAUUCUCGUGAAAUUCAAGACCCUUGGUUUUGAUAAGUAUGAAGGCCACUCAUGCCCCAAAAGUCACCUCAUCAUGUACUAUCGGAAAAUGGCUGCGCACGUCGAGGACGAUAAACUUAUGAUAUAUUUAUUCCAAGAUAGCUUGAAGGGUGCUCCCUCUAGGUGGUAUUUAAGCCUUGAUCAAAGUAGAAUUUGUUGUUUCCAAGACCUAUCUGAUGCUUUCAUCCAAUAUUAUAAAUAUAACAUGGAUAUGGCCCCGAAUAGGAGGCAAUUGCUCAGCAUAUCCUAG